Messenger RNA from Dicentrarchus labrax (European seabass), 2917 nucleotides. It is a transcript of the gene gpr183a, whose product is annotated as G protein-coupled receptor 183a. Bases 332 to 1468 code for a protein of 378 amino acids. The transcript has 2 exons. The record is from RefSeq and is a predicted model, not a curated record. Gene Ontology annotation, molecular function: oxysterol binding; G protein-coupled receptor activity. Gene Ontology annotation, cellular component: membrane. Lineage: Eukaryota; Metazoa; Chordata; Actinopteri; Moronidae. Gene Ontology annotation, biological process: G protein-coupled receptor signaling pathway.
AAGAUGUGUACUGAGAGAUAGAAUGUUGGAAAGUUUAUCAAAAGUGAGAGAGGUACAAACACCCACACACACACAGGCAGAGAGAGACAAAGAGAGAGAGGGCAACAGGAUAUUUUGUCACUAUGGUUACUGACAGCAGAUACGGAUCUUGAUUUCUGUAUGUCAUGCUGUUCUCAUUCAGGGCAGUGUGGUUGUAGUGCUGUCGGAACAGAACCUAAUAAUUUAGAUAAACUUUGAACAGGACGUGUCAGGUUUCUGGAUUAAUGUGGCUUCAGUAAAUAUCAAGAAAAACGUAUUCCAUCUGUGAGCUACUGGUUCCUGCAAUAUAGAGAUGGGUUCGACCACUGUGCCUGUGACCUUGAACUCCUCAUCCACCAACAAUGACUUUAAUAAUUCUACCUGUAACACUCUGUACGCCCACCGGGAAUAUGCCAGGGUCCUCAUGCCUCUGUUCUAUUGCAUUGUGUUCUUUGUGGGACUGUUCGGUAACUGCCUUGCCCUCCACGUCAUCCGUCCAAACCUGAAGAAGAUCAACUCCACCACUUUGUACUCUCUCAACCUGGUUAUUUCUGACAUCCUCUUCACCCUCUCUUUGCCUGUGAGGAUUGCCUACUAUGCUCUGGGCUUCCACUGGCCUCUGGGUGAGGCGAUGUGCAAGAUCUCAGGCCUCAUCUUCUACAUCAACACUUACGCAGGGGUCAAUUUCAUGACCUGCCUCAGUGUAGACCGCUUCAUCGCUGUAGUCCUGCCUCUGCGCUUUUCCCGACUCAGAAAGGUCAGUAAUGUGCGCUACAUUUGUGUUGGUGUGUGGAUGCUGGUCCUGGGACAGACCCUCCCCCUGCUGAACAUGAGUAUGACCAACAAGGAAGAUGAUGGACACAUCACCUGCAUGGAAUACCCCAACUUUGAGAAGGUCGACCACAUUGCCACUAUACUGAUCGGUGCUGUCUUCCUUGGUUACAUCAUCCCCGUUGUGACCAUCCUAGUGUGUUACUCCGUCUUGUGCUCCAAACUUCACUUCACAGCCAAGAAGAACCAUUUGACAGAGAAGUCCGGUCGGAGCCGCAAGGUCAUCGGAGUGAUAUGCUGCGUAUCUCUGGUGUUUGUUGUCUGCUACAGCCCCUAUCACAUUGACCUCCUGCAGUAUAUGAUCCGCAAGCUGGUGUCAAGCCCUGAUUGUGCUGAUCUCACAGCCUUUCAGGUAUCGCUGCACAUCACUGUGUGCCUGAUGAACCUCAACUCCUGUUUGGAUCCUUUUAUCUACUUCUUCGCCUGUAAGGGCUACAAGAGGAAACUUAUGAAGCUGCUGAAGCUACAGGUCAGCAUGUCCUUCUCCAGUGCAGUGAGGACGUCACCAGAAGGCUCCUCUAAGGAUGUUAUUGAUGGCAACAAGAUCCAACUCAACAGUUGUACUAUUGUUUCAACCAGUGAGAGAUUCUCAGAAAGGAGAGUACUGCGGCAUGAGUAAAUGAGAGAACUGAGGCACCGAGUUACACAAGAUGAAGGACCUUUUACGCGUGGGCCUGCUUUAAUCAAGGCCAGUCCAAUAAUGUGCCACUGAGUCCACUCAUUCCAUCAAGGACUCCAAGCAGCUACUAAGCAUCUGGAUCCAUAGAAAUUCAGCUCUUAGUUUACACAAGGGCAGGUUUGUAAAAAGAACAUUAACAGAAUGACUGAAUUUUAAGAAGGAAAAUUCAACACUUCCUAUGUUUAUAUAUUUUCUUAUUAAUAUUAGUGACUUACUCAGGAAAGCACAGAUCAUUGCAGUUAAGGAAAGAAAGGACUUCUUCAUAAAGCAUGCUUGUCUCCUGCCAAUAGACUUAGUGUUGUUGAGGUAGCACAUGAAGCAGAUCAUACUGGACGUGGCCAGUCAACCAAUAUAGAGCUGAAAGAGACAAUGAUGAACAUCUAAGAGUGGAUAUGAAGUGUGUUCAUGUAAAAUACUUACUUUUAGAGUAGAGUAGAUAUAAGUUUCAUUCCAAAAUGAAAUCAGACUCACAACCUCAGGUUUUUCAGGGGUUAUUUUUACCUCAAGUUUCAGUUCAGCCCACAGCUGUAAUGUCUCAGGAACAUUGAUCAACUGUACACUCAUUAUUGCCAGCACAUGUUUGCCUGCUUUAACGUGCACUUCCUCUUGAUGAAAGUAGUCGUGGUCUAUGAUGUAACUUAAUUUAAAGGAGAUCUGUUUUAACAAGAGUUAUGGUAUUCACAUAACAUUAUUGUGUUUCCUUGAGGUUAAGGUUAACUGCAUUUCAUUCUUCAUAAAACAUUUGCAAAGCUGAUUCUUCUGAGUAUACAUUCAUGUUUACUAGCUUGCAGCCUUCUUCCUUGCCUUUGCUGGUGCACUGCAGCACAUCUUGAUGUGUUACCAACACCUUUAGACCAGUGGAACCAUGGGUAGCACUGUGAAAUUGCAUCAACCAUGUGGAGGUUGAUGAGAUGAACAAAACAGGGACCCACUCUUCAAAAACAGCUCCACAGCACUACUAGAGGUCUAAAACUCCACAGGGGACUUUAGAUAGUUUGUUAUAUGGAGUGCUACCAAAAUAUUAAUUAUAAUUUUUUUGUUUUGUUAUUCAUUUUAAGAUUGGCUUUUAUCUGUUUUCACAAAGAAACUGUUUCAAGUGUUUCUCUGUUAGCGUUUUGUAUUGUGUUUUUAUCCCCUUUAUAGAACUCUGACAGAGUUUAGGGAACAAAGGGAUGUGGGGGCUAAUUGAUGAGACUAUACUGUAAUGCAUCAACAAUAUAUAUAGUAUACAGGAUACAUUUUUGUAUAAUGUAUCCAGUAUACAGGCUCCAGUUGUUGUGUCAUUGACGGAUACCUUUAAAUCAUUGACUGCACUUCAACCCUCUUCUCUUUACCUCCAAACAUCCCUGUCACCUCAUUAAAACAAAUAAACAUUUGGUUCUAAAACUA